AUCAGAUUGAUUAUAAAGGGUCCGACGUCGCUCUCAACUCACCGACACUCAUCCCUCAGUCAUCUGGUUGUCCUCCCAGGCAAAGCAGGCCAAUCGCCAACAAACUCCACUCACUUCCAACUCAAUCGCGCGGUCUUAAUUACUAUCCAACAUGUAUCUCCGCGCCGCCCAUGCCGAAUACCACAUCCCAACACUGCGGCGCUUCAUCCAAGAAAACCCACUCGGCCUCUUCAUCACCGCCUUACAAUCGACAACGUUCCCAACUAUCCAAUGCAGCCAUGUGCCAUUUUUACUCGACGUGCAGGAUGAAACCAGCGAGACGGAACUAGGCAAACUACGAGGCCACCUAGCCAAGCCAAACCCACAAACCAAAUCCAUCACCGAAGCCGUGCAAGCGAGCACUCCAUCCCGAUCCAACGGACGGCUUCGCGAGGAAGUGUCAGUGGUGUUCAACGGUCCCGCACACUCUUACGUGACGCCCAAGUUCUACGUCGAGACAAAACCCACCACGGGCAAGGUGGUCCCGACGUGGAAUUAUACGGCUGUCCAGGCGUAUGGGACCGCCACCAUCUUCUUCGACAGCAAGGCUGCCGAAACAGGUGAGUUCCUUCACCGCCAGAUCACCGAUCUGUCGCGGUUUGCAGAGACGCAAAUGAUGGGGUUUACGGGCGAAGGUGAUCGGCUUAAGCCCUGGGAACUCGCCGACGCGCCUGAAAGGUACACAGAGUUGCUAAAGAAGAAUAUCAUUGGGGUCGAAAUCGAAAUCACUAGAUUAGAAGGCAAGUUUAAGAUGAGCCAGGAACUGGCGAGUGGGGAUAGAGAAGGCGUCAUCAAAGGGUUCGACGCGUUGCAGACGGAUAAUGCGUCGAGGAUAGCGAGGACGGUGGAGGAACGUGGAAGGAUAAAGGACUCCGCUGCCAAGCAGGGCUGAAAAAACUACUAUGAAUGAAAUGACGGUAGAGGUGGCGUUGAUUGAUGUUUAUUUGGUCGGGAAGCCAGGCGAGACGAUUGGAUACAAAGAGUGUUUCUGAGAGCCGGAAUAUAUUGAAGAUUGUUUAAGGACAUUACCCUGAGCACACCAGACGCCGCCAAUGGAAAACUUGCCAUGUUAACACCCGACAAAGAAAGAGGCCGAAUUCAAAACUUCUAUAAAACGCCCUCCAGAGUCUCCAUGCUCAAUCGAUCGACCAAUUCAAGCAAGGGAACAUCAUAUGUCUCCCUCGUUGACGGCCUACAAAGACAGAGCUUGAGGGCUUUUGAGACCCUAUUUCGCUGCGACUUGGAGUGCGGACAGUUUGAUCCGACCCCAGCUCACACUUGAUAAUGACCGGUCAGAUCAAGAAGCCACAGACUGGAAAGGGGAGUGACGAGUCCACGGCCCUCAAUCAAAUGGGGCAUUUCGAGUAAGAUCAAGUCGGCUUCUCCCGCACUUAGCAGCACAAUCUCGAAGUGCACCACACUCAUCCCAUCCUCAGCUUGAGCAUGGGAUGUGCAGCAGCAGGACACUGAUUGACGGUCUCAACAAGCUCGCCCAUGGGCGGUCACAGCAUCACCAGAGAGCUCGAGGCGACUCAGUCACCCUUCCAAAUGUUCUUGGCUUAACAAUGGUGGUGUCGACUGGAGAUGUUUGAGUCGCAUUGUGCCGAGAGAGGUGAGGCACGCCCCUCAUCAAACAGCCAGCUUUUUCGAGGCUUCGUAUUCCGGGUCAUCAUACGGCUUCAUGUCCAUAACCUGCCAAGCCCGAGCCGCAUGCAACUCCUCUGGCGUUUUGGUGUUGAUGGCCAGGUGCCGUCUGCCCAGAUCACUGAUAUACAUGACGUUUUUACCCUAUCACAACGCCAGCCAGGCAGCUUCGUCAGUGAAGGUUCGAUAAACGGCGAGAGAACACAUGGUGUGCAGCGUGCACUUACCAGACCCAAGGUCAAAUCAAUAGAGGUGUCUAUCAUGGAAGGUUUGUAUGGUUUCAAUGGCUUGUGGUUGAUGGAGCGCACGAUAUUGCGGGCAACGUGGAAGCCUUGGAGAGAGGCGGCGCGGCCCAUUUUUGGCCCAGGGGUAUCAAUGACGUCUCCCAGAGCAAAAAUCUUAUCCGAAGGCGCAUCCUUCAUCUGCAAAGUCUUCUCAAUACGGAUCCCACCAGUUGGAGCCACCGAGGCCGGUGAGAACUCCUUGGUCAGGUCAGACUGCGCGGAUUGGCCGGUGCAUUUUAUCUGCGAAAAAGAACAAUGGUCAUCAGUACGGAACAGGGCGUUGAAUCAAAAGCCAUUUGGUUUGCUUACCAGGUGAUCGCAUUGGAGAACCUUCCCAUCGCGUAACAUGACUUGCUUGAUUGAUUUGGUCAAUUCCGGGUCCAAAUCCGACACGACCCGGUCGGCCAGAUACACAACGACGCCCAUGUCCUCCAAAGCCUUUUUGGCGAUUUCAUGGAGUGCCGGAUCGAAGUUGUUCAGGAGGCGGUCGCGAGAAUGCACCAGAGUCACAUUCUUGUCGGGAAAUUUUGUCUUGAUGUCCCCUGCGAUUUCGACACCCGCUGCUCCACCGCCGACAAUGACGAUAUCUUUCGCGGCUUCAAUUUGGUGUCGCUGGGCUUGGAAGUAAUCGAUGCAUUCUCUCUUCUCGUUCGCGUCCAGUUGUGCAGGAUACCGGGCCUUGGAACCCGUGGCAAUUGCCAGAUAUUCGUAGUCAAUCGUGGAGCCGUUGUCCAGCGUCACUUUGUCCGGAUCGAUGGCCACGACCGUGGCCUGUCGAAACUCGUACACGCCGGCUGGAGCAGUCGAAAUCUGUCGAGGGAAUGGAAUGAAGCAUUUGUUGUCGUGGCCGUCAACCACCGAAAUCCGCGGGAAGUUCCAGGUGAAGUGGUAGUGCGACUUCUUUUCGAUUAAAAUCACUCGAUAACCCGUCGGAAGCGAUUCGGCUAGUUCCUUCGCCAGAAAGAAGCCGGCCAUGGAGCCGCCGAUGACCACGACAUUCUUGGGGUUGUCGACCGGUUUGUAUGUCAGACGAUGGACCCGGGCGGCGCAAUUGUGAGUAAGCUGUUUCAGGCCCAGGGACAACGAGAGCCCGACAAGCUUGAGGAAGACCUGCAGCCGGUCGAGCAUCUUGAAGAAAGUCGUGUGGAGUAUGCGGACAAGGCGAGGAAGGAAAGGGGGGCCACAGCCGACAUCUUAUCUGAUCCAAAUGCUGGUCCAUUAAAUUGUCGCGCCGUGGCACCGCGGACCUUCCGGUCUCGGAAGGACCCACUCCGAAUCUCGGGUUCCACUGCAGUGGCAGUUGUCGCCGCGGGCGGUGUUUCUGCUGCCUAGCCUUGCCGAGCCUUGUCGGCCGAGAGGGUUGGCCCGUUGUAGUGUCUCUCUCGCGACAGGAGUGGUAGAUUCAAGCUGUGACAACUUUGUUUCUUGCAUUAGUUGCAUGGCACCCUGUGCUUAAAAGGGGAGUAUUGAAUACUGUAACUGUUUGCGGUAUAGUGCAUCUUCACACCUGUUGCCGGGCGCUUGAAAGAAGUCCAAGUCCAACAGGCCUACCUGCUAUAAAGCCGCCUGUAUGUCCGUGUCGUGUCCGACAUCACCGAGCUCAACUUGAAGCGAGCUGCAGUGGCAGACUGAAUUUGGCCUCGCCUCGCCGUGUCUUGCACUGGCAUUGCAUUGCAUUGCAUGUGAUCCACCCGCACGACUUUUUACCAUGUGAUUAGGGGCCCUAAGGCUCUAGCAAGCCCUUCUUGAACGUCUCGGCCGGCCUCUGGACCUCCAGGUAUUCGAUGCGCUCCCUCGUCUGUUCAAAGUGCACGCUUCCGUACCUAAGCAACUCAGCAAAAGUGCCAGGCUCGUGGUCCUUGUCCUUGUUGGUCUCUUCGUCCCAGAGAGCUCCCAAUGCAGGCGUCUUGGUCAGGUUCUUGCCGUGGGUGAUUUUCUGCAUGCUCGACCGGCUCAAAAGCCGCCAGACCAAUUUGUAAGCGGUCUUGUACUCUGCUGAAUCUCUGGGUGCAUCGAGUUUCGUGGCCAGAGCGUCAAACAGGAUCUGCCCGCCAAACCCGAUGGUUGCUUCGGCGCCCCAGUCCUACUGCAAGGCGUUGAAAAUGAGGACUUUGUUCAGCCAAUACUCGGUGCCGCUGAAGGUGUUGUUGUUACUGUCAUCGCCUGUGCCUGUGCUCUCUAGCAUGCACAGUUUCAUCCAUGACAACACUUGGGCGAUAUACUCGAACACGGUCUGCGGUUCUACGUUCAAGUCUCAGUUGAAGUUGGCUUCUUCGGCCUCCUUGAAAGUGUUUCUGAGGGCAAAGGACACAAGACGACCCUGGAUGAUGCCUUUGUGGUUCUGACGGCCUUUCCAGAGAUGGACGAGGAUGUCGUGCCUGGCAGGACCAUGAAAUGUAAGUUGGAAAAACUCAGACGGUUGUGUGUUCUGGGUUCUUAUUCAGAGUACUGGGUCUUUGCCUUUUCGCAUACUUACCAUCCUUUGAUAAAAUGGUCGCCCUUGCGACUAGCUACAAAGUGAUUCGCCAUGAUGGUGCCGAACAUGAUUGGGGCGGAAACCUCAUACGGCGAUUCCGGGUCAGCAAGUUGAUUUCAACAGAUCCGGUCGAGGUCGCGGAUGAGAAUGAUCCCGACGCCCAUGUACACUCCUCCAUGGGUAUACAGGCACGCACCGCGCAGGAAGUCCGAGCUAUGGGGUCCCACGUACACCCUGGUCAUGGUGCCAUUGACAAACGACUGAGGCAGGAGGUCGGCAGAGACAUAGUUGAGCGCAUAAUUUGGCGAGUCGGGAAUAGCAUCGAGGACUCGAACCGUCCAGCUCGGUCCACACAAGCGAACCCAGUUGAUGACGUUGCGUUGGCACCACCCAGGCAUGCUGCGGAGCCCUUUGGCCCAGAACGCCCAGAUAUUCUUCUCAGACGUGACGGGUCGGUGGGUUUCCAAUGAGCGGAGGAUGUCUUCGUCAGAGUGCUUGUCGAGCGCGUCGACAUAUCGUAGCUCAUUCUGGUAUUCCUUCGGGAUGGAGAAUUGGGGAGAUGCCGCCAUUGUGUGGAUCAGGUCUACUAUGUAGAGGGACGUGGAAUGGACACUGGGAGACAAGGAGGUCGAACCGAUUGAGAAGGGCACCAGGAAAUAUUCAUUGCUAACUCACUGUCAAGAAAGAAGGCUUUAUAUACUGUACGUACAGUAGGUCUCGACUCAACGUCAGAUGGCCAUGUGUUCCAAGAAGACUGGAGCCCAUCUUGCAUUUCGGGUCGUAGACCAGGGUGAGCCGAAGAGAGUGAUGUUGGUGUAGGUGGCCUUACCUCUCGUUUACUAGGGUCUUGUCGUUCCAUAAGACAGUUUACUAGUAAUCGGCUGGACAACAUCGUCUGUAC
Molecule: messenger RNA, 5344 nt
Organism: Exophiala dermatitidis NIH/UT8656
Lineage: Eukaryota; Fungi; Ascomycota; Eurotiomycetes; Chaetothyriales; Herpotrichiellaceae
Product: transcriptional regulator
Exons: 1
Coding region: 152-931 (259 amino acids)
Source: RefSeq, a predicted model, not a curated record